GCCCACCCGCCCGCUAAAUGGCAAACCCACCACGGCCACCCCAGCGCCACCGCUUUCUUCCCGAUGCCGUCGUCGACGAUCCGAAGCAUCUCCAUCACCGUCUCCGACGAAGACGGUGCGGCGGCGGCGCCGACGCGGAGACCCCGAGCCGGCAGGCGGAAGGCCGCGGCGCGCGGCUUGGGGCAGCGGGCAGCGCGGCUGCUUGCGCGGUGGUGGCCCGUCCUCCUGCUGCUCCCGGCCGUCGCGCUGCUCCUCUUCGAGGCCUCGCGGCUGCGCGGCUCGCCCCCGGCCCCCGCCGCGCACGCCUCCAGCCUCGGACGGCUCGAACCGACCACGCGCCUCGUCCGUGGCGUGCGCGAGCCUUGCUUGAAGCUCCUUAGUCCCAAAAGUUUGGCAAAUUUGGUCUUUCCCGAAGGCACAAAACAUGACUUCGUGGUUAAGAGGACCAAAUACAAAUCUGAUGAUGAUGACUACGACACAUUCCACUCUGAGGCGAACUCUACUUAUUUACUACAGCAUGCGGAAGCGACAAGGUUUAAUUUGUUUACAGGAUUUCAGACACUUGCUGAAAGAGAAGAUAGCUUCAAGGUGAAUGAGACUGUUAAUGUGCAUUGUGGUUUCUACAGCGACAAUGGUGGCUUCAAAAUUUCUGAAGAGGAUAAAAGAUACAUGAGAACCUGUAAAGUUGUUGUGUCUACCUGCGCAUUUGGUGGUGGCGAUGAUCUAUAUCAACCUAUUGGAAUGGCCAAUUCUUCUUUUGACAGGGUUUGCUACGCAGCCUUUUGGGAUGAGGUGACACUAUCAACUCAGGAAGCUGAGGGAAAGGUAAUUGGUGACAAUGGCAUGAUAGGAAGGUGGCGUAUCAUUGUUGUCAAGAGCCUCCCUUUUGUGGAUCAACAAUUAAAUGGGAAGAUCCCAAAGAUGUUGACUCAUCGCCUUUUCCCGGAGGCAAGGUACUCUAUAUGGGUGGACUCAAAAUACCAAUUUCGAAGGGAUCCGAUAGCAGUGCUUGAAGCUCUUCUUUGGAGGACAAAUUCUACCUUUGCUAUCUCUGAACAUGGAGCGCGGAGUAACAUUUAUGAUGAGGGGAAAGCUAUUGUUCAAAAGCACAAGGCUACUCCUGAAGAAGUAGAGGUGCAAUUGACCCAAUAUCGGCAAGAUGGUAUGCUGGGCGUAAAAAGAUUAUAUGGAUUGAAAGCUCUAGCUGAAGCCUCUAUUAUUGUGAGGGAGCUCACACCUGCACCUAACCAUUUCAUGUGUGCUUGGUUCAAUGAAGUGGUUCGCUUCACAUCUCGGGAUCAGCUCAGUUUCCCAUAUGUUCUGUGGAGAAUAAACAUGCCUGGAAUGAGCAUGUUUCCUGUAUGCUCUCGCAGGGACCUUGUGAACAGUUUGGGUCACACAAGGAAAGUAAAACCUCUUACACAGACUAAUCCAGAGUCUUCUGCCUCUUGAUCGUUUCGCCCAACUCGUUCGCUUAUAGUCAACUAACCAUUGAUUCAUACCGGUUCUAAUUGCCGACAUCUCUUGGUUCACAAUUUUGUUGUAUAUUAUUAUAGUACCUUUCCAUUCUUCCUCUAAUGGAAUCAUGGAUUUGCUUGUACACGGACAUGAACCUGAAAUACCAUCACACAAUCUUACCUGUAAAUAUCGUUCCAUUUGGUAUUGGAAAGAAUGAACAGUUACUGUAACAUGUUAAGAUAAUCUCCCUUGUCUUUUGUGCUCU
Panicum virgatum (switchgrass) is the source of this 1723-nucleotide messenger RNA. Its product is annotated as probable hexosyltransferase MUCI70. The transcript has 6 exons. The coding region runs from base 64 to 1452 and encodes 462 amino acids. The record is from RefSeq and is a predicted model, not a curated record. Lineage: Eukaryota; Viridiplantae; Streptophyta; Magnoliopsida; Poales; Poaceae.